CUCGACCCUGUUUCUGCCCUGACUGCGAGUGCUGCUCCUUUUACGUGCUGUGCCGGACCGUGAAGCAGUCUUCAAACCUUGUUUGCGACCGAUGCCGCGCGUCCCCGCUGCGAAGCCCGCUGUUUCGGCCGUCACCCUGGUGCGCGGUGGAGCAGCGAAGGCUCAUGGCAAGCCUGCACCUCCUGCCCGGACCGUGCUGGUCGCUCCAGAGCAGCCGCCCGCACCCCCUAGCAGGAGCGAGUUUGAAAAGGAGACGUGCCCCCUGUGCGUGGAGGACCUGGAUGAGACAGAUAUGUCAUUCCAGCCCUGCCCCUGCGGGUACCGUAUGUGCCUGUUUUGCUUUGAGAAGCUCAAGCUGCACUGCAGCAGUGUGUGCCCGAACUGCCGGCGAGGGUUCGGCAGCGAUGAGGCCAGGGAGUACGCAAAACAGCUGGAAGCAGAGCGCGUGCAGGAGGCUAUGCGGCCCAAACCCACAGCGCCGGCGCCUGCGGCCUCAACGUCGGCAGCCAGCGCGGUCGCUAGUCGCGCGGCGGCGAAGCCGGUGCCCGCGGCUGCUCGGCGAGACGCUCCGCCCCUCCCAGCAGCCAAGCGGGGCAGCACGGCGCUCGAGGACCCCUCUGGCGCGGGCCCGGGCCUGCCUAGCGGCGUGACGUGGGCAAACGCGUCGCCUACCAGCGGGCUAUCGCGGAACCAGUCGGUAGAAAUUGAGCGGCCAGCGCUCAGCAUGGACGAGUCCUCGUGGCCAUCGCUUGGCGCGCCCACCACGCACCAGCAGCCGCAGCACCCGCAGCCUGCACGGCAGCACCAGCAGCAUCACCACCACCAGCAUACCGGCUCGCAAGGUCAGGGCAGCAUGGCGGCAGGGAGCACGACGGCGUCGGUGGCAGGCGGGCAGCAGCACCGGCACAGUCCAUCUGGCGCGAGCGAGGGGCUGAACAGCUAUGACAUGUCGGGCCCGGGCACGCGGCGCAGCAGCUCUGUGGCUUCAUCUAUGGACCGCGCGGCUAGCAGCGGCUCGCUCGAGCUCAUGUCCCAAGAUCCACCGGUUACGCCUGAGCAGCUGCUGCAGCUGCAGCACCAGCAUCAGCAGUACCAGGCCCAGCAGGCCCAGCCCGUGUCCCUGUCGUCUUCCUCGUCCGCUUUCCCGCCCAUGCUGCCGCCCGGGUUCGAGGCCUCAUCCUCCUACUUCGGUGCGCAGGUGGCGACGACGGUCAACGGCAUGCGGCGGGCCGUUAACGUGCCGCUGUCGUUGGGUGCCAGCAGUGUGGAGCCUUACCCGGAGGCGCCAGCCCUCCUGGCGUCCAUGCAGCAGGGCGUGGCGCAGGGCACCGUGUCUAGCAAGGAGGCCGCAUCGCAGCUGAUGGCGCUGCUGCAGCAGAAGAACCAGGACCAGGCAGCGGCCCGGCGGCCAGUGACGAAGCCGCCCCCUGGCUUCAGUGCCCCGGCGCAGCCAGCGGCCGCCGCUCAGACGCAGGCAACAGUGGCGGCGCAAGGCGCGCCGCUGGUCGCUGCACGCCCGCCUCCUCCUCCGGGCUUCACCCACCUGCAGGGCACCGUAGUGCAGGCACCGGCGGUGACGCGGGCGCCCAUCCAGCCGCCUCAGCAGACGGACGCCUCAGCCUUUGGUUCCGCGGCCGGGCCCAUCGGCCUCAACGCCAACGGCACACCGCGCACGUACUCAAUGUGGUCGGGCCUGCCGGGCAUGGACCUGUCAGCCUCCACUGGCCUGUCCUCGCUGUGGCAGAAUCUCAACGCCACGGCCCUGGGCGGGAUGGGCGGCGCAACGCAGCCCUACAACCCUCUGGGCAUGAUGGGCAGCGAUCAGUCAGGGCUAGCGUACGGUGGCGUGCGGGCGCCGAUGGCGGGCGCGCCGCCCAAGGCGCCGCCGCCGGGCUUCGGGCCGGCAGCGUUUGGCGGCGCACCGGCGGCGACGGGCACGGCACAGCAGGCGGCUGGCGGGGCGAAUGCAGUGCUCGGGUUGGCGGCGAACCCGUACCGGUACAAUCCACUGGGCCAAGCUAUGUCGGGCGCAUACCGCCCCCCUCAGCUCGGCGCCGGCCUGUAAGUUACCUGCAACGGAGGGCUGCUGCGGAUGAUUUCCCAAGUGUAGUGUAACUGUAGUCAAUCGAGAGUGUUUGCCUAUGAAUCUGCUUGUCGAGAGACCGAAAUCCUUAUCAAUUCAUUGGUGAUGGCAUCCAUCACCAGGAGGGUUCGGUCGUGCGCGGCUUGACAGAGCGGGGCUCACGUCGCAUCUGUCGAGGUUAUGUACCGGGCAGGGUUUUUGUGUUUGAGUUCGAGAGCCAGCAUUAGGUGUAAGUGUGUACUGUGCACAGGAUGGAUGACCCGCAAUCGCCAGCUCUGACGCGCUCGGCGAUUGCCAUGAUUUUAUGACGAGGGAUUGACACAAGUAGCAAACCAAACCUCAGUACAGACAUCGGGUAACGACCAAGCGAUACGGCAUGCGGUCAGCAAGACGUGAUGGUGUUGAGUGCGGGGUGGUCCGCGUCAUGAUGGAUGGUGCGGCAAUAGUCGGAAGGGGCGCUGCAGGUACUGCACUGCAGCUCGUGUGUUGCCGAGGCGCCGCACGGCAUGAUGCCAAAAGGCACACGACAUAGUCUAGGGUGAACCGCGUUCGACAUUCGUCGCGGAGAGGAAACAGUAGGCUGAAUCUCGCUGUCGGAUUAUGGCGGGCUACGUGUAAAGCUGACUGGAGGGGAGUGACUGAAAGUAGCGGGCUCUGCAUUUCGUGAUUGUGGUGGCCGCCAGGGAUGUGUGCUCUUAGUAGGGCAGGACAGCUGCAGGGCCUCCAAUGGCCGAUUGACCACUGCGCCAAACUUGGCCCAUACAUGUUCACAUCGCUGACACAAAAUGGGGGAGGUGGGACAGGCAGGGGGAGCGGGUGGUGCCGAGUGGCAUGCACCUGCAUGUGCGCCAGUCUUAAGAUUCCGACAUUA
Chlamydomonas reinhardtii is the source of this 2954-nucleotide messenger RNA. RefSeq lists its product as uncharacterized. The transcript is spliced from 4 exons. Lineage: Eukaryota; Viridiplantae; Chlorophyta; Chlorophyceae; Chlamydomonadales; Chlamydomonadaceae. Gene Ontology annotation, biological process: protein ubiquitination. Gene Ontology annotation, molecular function: ubiquitin-protein transferase activity. The coding region runs from base 92 to 2065 and encodes 657 amino acids. Gene Ontology annotation, cellular component: CCR4-NOT complex. The record is from RefSeq and is a predicted model, not a curated record.